UCUUUCCUCUGUUUCAUAGUUAGAGUGAUGUGGCAUCUAGGCCACAAGGAAGAAAAUAAAACGCAACACCCGUACUCAGUUGUAAAAUCAGUGUUUUUGAGAACUGAAAUGGAACAGUUUUUUCUGGAAAAUGUGACAUUCAUUACUCAAAGGAUGGUUGAAUAAAGAGGUUUUAUCUCCUUAAUUCCUUUUUGUGGUCACUAAAUCCUGCGGUUUCAAAAUUACUAUGUGAGGAGUUUUACAUCCUUAAUUUUUUUCCCUCCUUUUAGGAAAAUUUGCUUUUAUCCAUACUACCAGCUCAUAUAUCUAUGGAAAUGAAGCUGGCAAUCAUAGAACGGCUAAAGGAAACUAAUGAUAAUAGGCAAAUGCAUGACAACAACUUCCAUAUUCUAUACGUUAAAAGGCACGAAAAUGUUAGUAUUCUCUAUGCAGACAUUGUAGGAUUCACUCGCCUUGCCAGUGACUGCUCUCCUAAGGAACUAGUAGUGAUGCUGAAUGAACUUUUUGGAAAGUUCGAUCAGAUUGCAAAGGAAAAUGAAUGCAUGAGAAUAAAAAUCCUGGGAGAUUGUUACUACUGUGUCUCAGGCCUGCCUGUGUCCUUGCCAGUCCAUGCCAGAAACUGUGUUAAAAUGGGACUGGACAUGUGUGAAGCAAUAAAGCAGGUGAGAGAAGCUACAGGUGUAGAUAUCAACAUGAGAGUUGGCAUUCAUUCUGGGAACGUGCUGUGUGGUGUGAUCGGCCUCCGCAAGUGGCAGUACGAUGUCUGGUCUCACGAUGUUUCCUUAGCCAACCGUAUGGAGUCUGCAGGCGUACCUGGUCGUGUACACAUCACUGAAGCAACGCUAAAUCACUUGGGCAAGGCUUAUGAAGUAGAAGAAGGAAAUGGACACCUUAGAGAUCCUUACCUUGAAUCCAUGAAUAUCAAAACCUACUUGGUGGUUGAUCCAAGGUCCAAACAGUGCAUAUCAAACAAUCAUCUUCCUAAAACAAGAGUGAAUGAUGGGUUGAAGAUGCGGGCAUCUGUUCGGAUGACACGUUACUUAGAGUCCUGGGGAGCAGCCAGGCCCUUUGCCCACCUAAACCACAGAGAAAGUGUGAGCAGUGACUCUUCGACUUCACAAGGAAGGCAAAGAAAGGAAAUACCUCUGUGUUCCACUGGGCGCCAGAGGACUUCUGACAGAAAUUCAUCUCAGAAGGGAAGAAUAGAGGAAGAUAUUUAUGAUGAAAUGAUGUCAACCAUUGAAGGACUCAGUUCAACUAACCCAUGGUGUGGCAAAUCUGACGACUUCUGUGGAUUUUCACUGAUAUUUGCAGAACCUGGUCUUGAAAAAGAGUAUCGCACCAUUACCAUUCUAAAACUGAAGAGUUACUUUGCGUGUGCAAGUUUUGUGUUCCUCUGUAUUUUUCUGAUACAAGUGUUUGUAAUGCCCAAAACUGCAAAACUAGGAAUUUCCUUUGGCGUCGUUGCAAUCGUCAUUGUACUUAUUUUGUUUGUGUGCUUUGCUGAGAAAUGUAUGAAGUGCUGCUCAGAAAGGUGGCCUUUCCUGCGCCGUCUUUGCACUGUCUCAGAAAAAGUGGAAACAAUGCCUUUACUUAGGCUUCCUUUAGCAGUCAUCACUAUAGGCGCCUUGUUGAUUAUAGCCAUUUUUAACUUGGUAAGUAAUCACAUUGUCUUUAUUCUGUGACCAUACUUUGAGCAGCAUUCUGUGUUCUUUUCAUGAAGGGUUUGGCUCUUGCUUUUCUCCUGGUGUCCAAUUCCCACCUGAGUUGACUUACACAUGGAUAAUGUGCCAUGUGAAAUAAAACAAUUCAAAGGAAAAAAAUCCCACGAAAACUAAAAUUCUGAGAUCUAUUUUACAUCACCUCGUCUUGUUUCCAAGAUGGCAUUUAUAAUUACCACAGAUUAUGACUAUCAUCACUAAGAUGUCUUCUGGUUUUUAAUGUAAGUUUGAGUGCCUGUAUUGGGUAGAACACAGACAUUAUCAGUAGCUACUGCUAGACUAGAUGCAAACAGAAUCCAUCUUUUAACCUUAGUUGUGUACUGUAUUCCACCUGGGGUACACACAUCUGAAAAACCACUCUUUGGUGUUACCUUAUGCUCAAGACCAUGCUAUUUUUUGUUGCUGUUGUUAUAACAAGCAUGAUGUACAUCAAGUUAAUAGUUAAACCUCUCUGGUAGCUAACUACUAAAAGCGAUAUAUUUCCUAUCCCACGUUCUCAGGUUAUCAAUCUCCUGAUUCCAUGGGGAGUUUGUACUGAAAGCUGUUCUGCAGCUUUUGUAGGGCUGUGUUUCUGCUGGCUCAGGUCCUUGAACUGACUCACAGUGGUGUCGUGUGAACACUGCCAGACAGCCAAAAGAGAACAGGAACAGCAGCUGUGUCCCACUCACUAGUCUUACUGUGCCAGUUAGCUGCUGGAUUAGUUUAGCUGUAAUGUGAAGCUUCACCUCCAAAUAAAUAACAAAAGGUAAACACUUGGCCAUUUCAACAUUCUUGCAUUCAAGAGGCAUCAUGAAAUUUUAACACUUAUAUUGCAGUAGCACUGAAAGGGCAACCAGAUAAGGAUUCACUGUAUAACGUGGAGAGAAGACAUUUAAAAUAAAUGACUACCUGCUAACCGAUUUCUAUGGUUUUGUCUUUUUUU
Meleagris gallopavo (turkey) is the source of this 2643-nucleotide messenger RNA. NCBI's taxonomy places the organism in Eukaryota, Metazoa, Chordata, Aves, Galliformes, Phasianidae. The record is from RefSeq and is a predicted model, not a curated record.